CAGGUUCUGAAACCUGGGGGGGCCAAAACACAUACAUUUGUCCUGGACAAGUGUGCGUGUAGUCCGAAAAAAGCGUAGUAAUAGUCAUUUAGAAUUAACAAACAAAUAACAAAAAAGCCAAAUCGAAAAAUAUAAUGUCGACGAGUAAAAGUAAGCAUCGAGAAUGCAACAGUCCAGUUAGGGUACUCGAUAAGCAAACAGACGACCAGCCGGACGGCAGUGUUGAUCCGAUUCCGGCGGAUAAUACCGUUCAGUUGGAGUUCUUACAGUUUCUAAAGACACUGGACGAUGCGCCCCACGAUUUGGGCAGUGUUAGCCAGGAUGACAGCGCCCACCUCGGAGAACAGAUGACGAGUAGCGAUCUGGAGUCGCAACUGCCACAUAUGCCACACGACAACGACGACCUUACAGCCCAAAAGCCAGAGACGCCAUCGCCGACGAAACAGCCGCUGGAAUCCCUGUUAAGCCAUAAUUUCACCCACAAACUACAUUUGGCGGCCACCAGUGAGCAGGUGACGUUUAUCAAUUGGACAGCCGAUGGUAAGCACCUGCAGCUGGACUAUAUGGGACUGCAGGAGCACCUGUGCGGUGGCCAGUGCAUGUUCCGCAGCCGCAGCAUAUUGCAGUUCACCCGCCAGCUGAUCGAAGUCGGCUUCGAGCGUGCGCUGCAGGAGCUGGAGCACGACGACCGGCCGCAGCUGUACUAUCAGCACGCGCACUUCAAGCCCUACCAUGUGGAGCAGCUGCUGCUGAUACCCACGCCACAGUUUGAGCGGCUGGGCACGCCGAAGACGCCGCAGACCCGCAAUGCAUGUCCCCUCGGCUUGGGCACGGCCAAGGAUCUGUGUGCCUCGCAUCAGAGCGCCUACUCGCCGCUGCAGCUCGCCCGCUUUCGGUUUCAGACCCUGCUGCACUAUCACAACGAUGUGCGACUGCUCCAGGAGCGGGAACCGAACGCCGAGCAGCUCCUGCCACGACGCGGACGCAUCAGCAGCAGUAGACUGUCAGCGCAGUCGUCAUUGGCGCCAGCGCUGGCUUCCAAGCACAUGAAUCCGCGAGACUCUGUGCUGCAGUUUGAGGCUGGCAAGGUGCCCGACUACGCUGGCUUCUACGGCCGCGUGGAGCCGUCGCUGAUCAGUGAGUUCUUUGCAGAAUACUUGCCGCGCUAUGGCGCGAGUACCAGCGGCUACAAGGACAUCGUGGUGGAUGCCAGCAAGGCCAACUCGUUCCAGCAGAAUUUGCCAAUUGGCGUCGUCUCCUCGGAGGAUGAGGAUGAGCUGGCUGACCACGACAGGCACGAGACGAAUACGCUCAGUGCGGCGGGAGAGCAUGAUCGUGCGCAGACGACCGAGAACUGCCAUCCGCCACCCGAGGACAUCGAACUCGAGCAGGUCAUGCAGGAGCUGUGCGGCAUCGGUGGCGAACAGGGCGAGGUGGACCCAGAGAAGAAGGAGGUGACGCCGCUCAAGCCCAAGCUCAAGCGAAAGAAAUUGGUAAGAAAAUGCGCCAUUACGGACACGGACUUGGAGCACGAAUCGCCCACGGAUGAUCACGGUGAGGACCUGCUGCAUGCGGCUGCUGCUGCUGAGGCCUACAUAAAGGACACCCAGAAGACGGGCGCCAAGGACAACGAGGACGACGUCGACUGCAGCAGCAGCAACAACGAAACGGACAAGGAUCUUAAAUGUCAGCCAGACUCAAAGAAUGCCUCCAAGCGACGUCGCUACGAUCUGCGCAACUCCAAAUCGAAGCGACCACGCUGAAGGCACGGGAACGCUUCCCGCACAGCGUGAAAUGCACGAGGCAAGCAGCUGGAGGGGCGACUGGCUGGGACUUUCAGACCGGAGGCACAAUCAGUGCGAUGUUUACAAGUUUUAUGAGCCACCAAAUAACAAGGCGAAUAACCACAAGAGCACAUGAGCAACAACACGAACUACCGAGGCGAUCAGAUUCAAGCCGAGGCCAAUUUUCAGGUCGCCCGAGUGGUUUUUGGUUUCGAUUUCGCAAAAGCCAAAAACAAAAAAAAAACGAAAAAAAAAUGAGAAAAGCAGGAAAAUAAGCAAGCAAUGCCGAAUAGU
This is a messenger RNA of Drosophila hydei, 2078 nucleotides long. RefSeq lists its product as uncharacterized. Gene Ontology annotation, molecular function: DNA-binding transcription factor activity; sequence-specific DNA binding. The coding region runs from base 135 to 1763 and encodes 542 amino acids. The transcript is spliced from 2 exons. Gene Ontology annotation, biological process: regulation of DNA-templated transcription. The record is from RefSeq and is a predicted model, not a curated record. NCBI's taxonomy places the organism in Eukaryota, Metazoa, Arthropoda, Insecta, Diptera, Drosophilidae.